Messenger RNA from Plasmodium inui San Antonio 1, 4818 nucleotides. RefSeq lists its product as hypothetical. Gene Ontology annotation, biological process: negative regulation of transcription elongation by RNA polymerase II. Gene Ontology annotation, molecular function: RNA binding. Gene Ontology annotation, cellular component: NELF complex; nucleus. Bases 1 to 4818 code for a protein of 1605 amino acids. The record is from RefSeq and is a predicted model, not a curated record. Lineage: Eukaryota; Apicomplexa; Aconoidasida; Haemosporida; Plasmodiidae. The transcript is spliced from 5 exons.
AUGAAGAGGAAGAAGAAAAGUUGCAUAGGACUAAGCAACUGCUCCUUCGAGCAGUUUAAAGGUAACCACUUGGCGAUCUGUCUGACACCUUCCCUCUUUGGCAUUCACUUGUUCCUUACCCUCACCGCUAUCCACCACUGCUACCCUUACCCCCUGACACUCCUAGAAGGAAUCGACUUCCUAAAACAGACGGACGCAAUUCUGGACGACGACAUAUUUGCCAUUCUAAAAAGGGUCUGCUCCUACCUCUUCUUCUGCGUCAAGAAUGACAACUUCGAGUUUGUCAAAAGUUACGAAAAUGCCGAAAGGGCGGGUAAGGCGAAAGGCAGCCAAAGGGCGCAAGUAGGACAGGCGGCACAAGGUAUAUCAGCAGUAGAAGCCGCAACAGACGCAACAGCCGCAUCUGCCGCGGCGCCGGCGAGAGUGACCCCCUGGAGGAAUGCCCCCCACGGCAAAAGUGAAACGACGAUGAACUACGAAUUUGAAGAUGAGGAUUUCAUAAUAGUAAAAAACAUAAACAGGCUGCUGCUUAACAAACUGAUAGAGGACUACGUUGGCUACCCCUGGCUGUGCCUAACCCUAACCGAAUACUUAAAUGACCUGGACUAUCUUAUGAACAAGCAGGGGAGAAGUAAAAAAGAGGAAGAAAAGGAGGCAGCCAAGGAGCCAGCAAUGGAGGCUGCAGGCGAGGAAGCAAAAGAGGAAGAAAAGAAGGAAAUAAACGCAAGAAAAAAAGUGUAUAAGUUGGUGAAGAAAAUUACGCAAGUGAAGAAGACACACCAGUUACAUACUUCUCGGGGGGGACAACCAAAUGGAGGAGGAAAAAAAGCCAUUCACAAGUUAGAAGCGAAAAAUAAAUAUAUUAAUUACCUCUUUUGCUAUUAUAACAAUUUCUUCCUUUCGUCAAAUGGCGGAAAUGGGGAAAACGCCCAAGGGGAAGAUGUUAUAGUACUCGACCCUGUUGAUAAUGCUUAUCGGUGGAUAUACACCGAUGAGGAACACCCGAGCGGAGUCUGUGCAGAAGAGGGUGAGAAGCAUCCCAAGAGGGAGAAACACCUCGAUAGGGAGAAGCGCGUCAGAAUGAGCAGUGGGGUGUCUCCCCCAACGAAGCGAAAUGCUCACUUAAAGCGGAGGCGCAAAUGUUAUGGUGUGAGAGGGGUGGACGGGCAGGAAGGGGUAGAAGGAAAGCAGGAGGUGCCGAGUCAUACAGAGCGGCAUGGCCCCUUCCACGAGCAGGUGCAAAUCUCCCCCGGGAAGGAUCAUCCUGUUCAUUGUGAGCAAAUGUGUGACCCUAGUGAGGGGGACAAAGGACGUGCAGCCAAGCGGGGAAGAAGGUGUGAAGAGAAGCGCCAGAAGCGCCGCCUAGAAAGACGCCUACAGAGACGCUUAGAACGACGUCAGCAGCGGUGUCAGCAGAGGCCCUCACAACGAAGAGGGGCCCCCCGAGAGGAGAGCCCCCUGCGGCACCUGUACAAAGCGCUGUGUGACUUCCUCUCAACCAAAUACGAAACGAGCAAGCUGCUAAAGUUUAUGGACGAGUACAGAGACAUGUACGCAUGGAAGCCCCCCCCUUUCUACUGGAAGAUACUGAGCAGCAAGUAUGUAGUGAAGGAGAUACUAAAGCUGUAUGAGGACCGAUACCUAGACCCCUUCCUCUCCUGUCUGUAUGAAGAUUAUGUGAACAAAUACUACUUCGACGAUGAGGAGAGUAGCAACAUAGCCACCUACACGAGUAACUUCAAUGUCUUCACACUUCGAGUAAGUGAAGAAAUACAAAAAUUCCUCCUUUUGGAAGAACCAGAAGAGGAAGAAGCUGUGUUCAGAAUAUGCAAAAAUAUAUGUGUGAGUGAAAACUCUUAUAUCUAUGCUCAGAUGAUCCUUGAGUAUAUGUAUAGGAACAACAACGAUAGUAGCAUGAGGAGACUAUCUCAGUUUUUGUCUCUCUACAUUUUGUAUAAGGACAUCAAUCUGCACAAGAUAUGCAACAAUUACUUCGCAAAGGUAGUAGAGAAUGAAGUCAGCAUCACUUUUUUAACCUUCCGAAUUAAUAAUUUAAACAGCUAUAGCACUCUUUAUAGCACCUUUCGAAAUAUAUACAUGGCUAGGAAUAAGGGGUGCAUGGAGAUAAACCACUCGGAUAUUGUCAGUCUGUAUGAUGCGAUAGUGAACGUUUUGAAAAUCUUCAAUGGAAAUAAAUUGCUUCUGUUCGAUUCGACUUACUUGUUUGCCUCUUAUCGGGGGAGGAACCGCCUCCGGGGAGAAGCAACUCGUGAGAGGGAUAAUCUAAAUGAAGGGAACACCAAUCUGAAGAGACAACUUAUUUCCUCUGCGGAUGGGGAAGACCAAUCUUUCCACUUCCACCACCGAGUAGAAGAUGCAGAUUUUAAUUCGAACUUCUCAAACAUCAACAGGAGCAACCUGGAGGAGGUGUGCAGGCGUGGGGAUGUACCCACUACAAAAGCAGAUGAUGCCUUCUCUGUGAGGUCUUCUCUUCCAGGUAGUCCAUCCGAGAAAGAAGAGUCCCUUUUUUCAAAAGGGGAGGAAGUUGAUAACCCAAGUGAAGAUAGCCUUCCUGCUCUGAGGGGAGCAGACCCCAUUGGAGAAAAUCAAAAUAGCCUGUUUGGAAGCAGCCUCAACAUUGGAGGGAAGGAAAGAAUGGACGGAGACGAAGGUGAAAUUACCGAAAUGAAUGACAACAAAACGGAUGUGUCCAAUCGAAGCAGCAAAAAUUUGAGCAACGAAAUUUAUAGCUCCAUCAAAUCGGAAGAUUUUGUAUCAAAUGUGAACUCAGAAAACAACCAAGUAGAGAUGAAGACAGGAAAGACAAAAAGCACAGCUAGCGAGUUUCUCCUUCCACCAGCGUCUCAGUAUGGAAACGAAGAUUUUAAUUACAACAAAGAGUUUCUACGGAUCAAUAUCUAUGCGGAGAAAAUACCUCUUAUCCAUAUGAGAGACAUUGUCUUCCUCAACAAUGCAAUAAAUAUAUACGUCUCCAACAAUGAGCUUUUUUCUAACAACAUGUACAGACUGUAUGGGAAGGUCCUCAUUUUUUUAACUACCUACUCUCCGUAUGAAUAUGUGUACAAUCACUACUACGCUUCGUUCUUUAGGCGGUGCGGUGAGGGCUCCUCCAGGAAGUACUCCGCGGCGUACUUCAGCGUUUACGACGAUACACUUUGGGAGUCGGACGGCGUCUCGGGGGAAAGUGACGACGAGGAGGCGGGGCAGCCACACGAGCAGCGCAAACAGGAACAACAGGAAAAACAGCAGCAACUUCCACAUCUUCCACAUCUUCCACGCCUUCCCCACCAGCGUGACGACCGACGCAGGGCACUCGAGGCGAACGCCCCAUCGGAACCAAACCUCGCCCCAGGCCUCAGCGCAGCGGGGAAACCCACGGGCAAGAGGACGUACCAGCAGUUUUGCCAAGUGAAGAAAGAACCCGAACGGAGAAAGUCGAUACUAAAGAGGGGAAGGAGCUACGCGGGGGGCGACAGCGAAGUGCAGGCGUGGAAGAGGAGGCAAGAAGUGGAUAAUGCCGAAUUGGCGAAGCGCAAAAAAGGGGAAGUGCCUCCACUCGUUUUGCAGACGGGGCAGAUGGGGCAGUCCGUUUUCGAGACGGAGAAGACACACCAAUCCUCUUUUGAGACGGAGCAAUGUUCCAAAGUAACGAAAGAGAACUGUAAUCCCGCUGAUGUGGACAGCCCUGUUGAAGCUUCUAAGGAAGGAGCGCCGGUUGAGCAGGAAAAUGUGACUGUCUCAGCGGCGGUAGAGAAACCAACAGAGGAGCAUCGGAAGAGACCGCCCCCAAAUGAGGCAGUCCAAAAGGGUGGUGAUGCAAAUGCCGCAUCUUCUGCUGACCCAGUGCAGGAGGAUCCCGCAAGCGAAACGUUCCCUUCGCAAACUCGCGACACGCACAACUCAAAUGCCAGCAACACGGCAGAUGAUAUGCUCGAACUGAGAACCGAAGUGAUGUCGUGCGAUGAAAUAAGAAGCAGCAUUUUUAAAAACGUUAAGAGCAAAAAAAAAUUGAAAAUAAAUCCAACAAGUAAAAAAAAAAAAUAUUAUUUUUACAGACUAUUUCAAAAAUUUAGAUUAACGUACAACACUUUUUUGAAAUACACCCAAAAUGAAAUAUAUCAGAUAUAUCAAAUCAUUCAUGGGAAUUACUCCGACGCAACUAAGGACAAACUUCUCCUCGCUCGAGUGAAUAGCAACUUGGCAGCGUCUCUCAUUUAUCGAUAUGUCUACAUUAAUGUGUACGAGCAUGUCAAUCAUUCGCGCGUUAAUUUGCUAUACCCGAAGUUCAUUUUGCUGAAAUACAUCGUAGACAAGUACCCGCAGAAGCGGCACCUCGCGCUGCACUUUUUGAAGGAGCUGUACACGUAUAUAAUUGAGAAGGAGGAAUCCCUGGAGGAGUUCGUCGAGCUGCGGGAAAACCUAGUUCUCUUUUUCGUCUACUUCCUGCGCUUCGAAAAUAUGUUUUGCUAUGUGGUGGGCGUCAUCAAAUCGAUGGUUCACCUGCUGGACAAGGCCCUCAUCAGGCUGUUCAUCAUCAAGACGCUGGCCUUCUGCGCGCCCCCAUAUGACUUUAAGUUUUGCGAGUGCCUCCUGAACUUCAUUCACUUCGUCCUGAAAAAAGAGGGCGUCUACUACAAGAACGAGUUCAAAAGAGCCAUACUAAAAUUUCUGGACAACAUUGCGGAGAUGCACCGCAUGUACCAAAGUUCGAAGACGAAGGAGGUAUGGGACUCUGCUACACCGGGCGUCUUUGGCUCUGCGAAGGACUUCAACCAGGGUCGAUACCUCCUCGGUUGA